AUUCAUCCUAUUCUUGACAAUUCAAGUUAGCCAGGAGUCGAUGAACUUGAUAUGAAAGAAAGGUGCAAAAAACUUUAACUCGGGGUUCCUGUGGUAAAUAAGGACGCGUUACCCUGGUGUCCAAACUAGCAUGGAAACAAAAUGGACGCUCAAUUUUCAGCAAUUUUCUAGAUUCUUUUGAAAUAAUCGCAAAAAUCUUUCCUAAAGUUGCCACACAACCUACUUAAACUACCAAGUUGUAAACCUGUCACCUUGCGACAACAAGCAGAGAUUGAUCCAGGGUGAUCAUGUGAUCGGCAUUCAUCAUGAGCAUUCUGGGAUAUGAUAAAAAGAUCAUUGCAGGGAAGCUCAGGUCRGUACCUAUCUACAGUACCAAGGAUAGCACAUCCAAGGCCAGUACUACGCAGCUCUUGUCUGGCGGUUAUGGAGAUACUGGAAAGAUUGGCAGCAAAUACUCUGUUAUUCCUCCAAUUACAGAUCAAAAACAAGAUCAUUUUGUCACAGACUCUCUAGCCCAGCAAAUCACCAAUGCUCUCACUAACGUGAGCCAAGCAAAGCUAGAGAAUGUCCGCACCACUUUCCAGAGGUUGGAUUAUGACAAAUCUGGCCAGAUUACSACCAAGGAAUUGAAUGAUGUUUUCUUGUUGUACAAUAUCUUUAUUCUUGGCACCACAAUGCAGUCUCUUAUCAAGAGGUUUGAGGCCAAGGGUGGUGGUGUGAUGUACCAAAAAUUAUGGAAUUUCCUGGAAGAGUGCCACAACAAAGCUGUCACUCCAGACAAGGGUAAGAUACAAGGUCACGUUUCCAACCCWACCCUGAACUCAUAUUUAAACCAACAAGCCAGUAAAACAUUGGAUGACAACAAACUUCUUGAAGACUUGGAGAAACAGCUCAGCCAGGUGACGAGAGAGAUUGAUCUAAGGGAGCUAAAAUCAUCAUUUGAGAAUUGUGAUCGAGGUCUGACUGGAAGUAUUGGGUUUAGAGAGAUGAAGUGGUUAUGUCAUCACCACAGGCUUCCCAUCAGCCCUGCGUUACUUGAGAGAAUACUAAAUAGAUUUGACUUGGGACGAGAUGGAUGGGUUUUUUGGAGAGACUUUGUUGAAUUCUUGGAGAAAGCCAUGCUCAARACAGGAGAUCAAAUAAAGAUGUCAAAGACUCUUGGGAAAAGAGGAUAUCAACAACAACAACAACAACAUGUGAACAAUAGAACUGGCAGUAAUCUGACGAGCAGUAUACAGACACAGACCAACACUGGGCAACGCCUUGUAAUCAAAAAUGAUGAUAAUGAUGAUAACCAAAAAAGGCCUUUGUCAGCCCCAGACCCAACGUAUGUGAACAUCAGAGGUCGUAAGGUUUAUGCCUAUCCUCCUGAUGACUUGAUURACAUUGAUGCUCCUGCCGAACCACCCAAUGAGAAACCUGUCCUGGAAUGGGUUUAUGGGUAUCGUGGACAUGAUUGCCGUAACAACCUGUUUGUYCUUAAGUCAGGGGACCUGAUUUACUUUACUGCAGCAGUUGCUGCUAUCUUGGACAAGAUAAAGAUGCUACAGAGGCACUAUACAGAACACACUGAUGAUAUAAAAAGCUUGGCUGUCCAUUCAGAUGGUGUUACAGUGGCAACGGGACAGGUGGCUGGCCACGAGAAGGUACAAGGAGAGGACUAUCACACUAUUGCCGUGUGGGACUGGGCCAAGAACAAGAAAAUCGCAGAUGCUAGGGGACAUAUGGACCAAGUAUUAGUAGCAGAGUUCUCACCGUUCAACAACAGACAGCUUGUCUCCUGUGGCAAACAACAUAUCAGCUUCUGGACUCUCGAUGACAACAACAAGCUGAAAUGUGAUCGAGGAAGAUUUGACACACACGUCAAGCCCAAGUAUGUUUCUUGUCUAACGUUCUCCAAAGAAGGUAACGUCAUAACUGGUGACACGAAUGGGACCAUUUUUCUUUGGCCUGAAGGGAGCAACCAAAUCUCAAUCUCAGUCAAGAACGCUCAUGACGGUCCAGUCUACUCUCUUCUUGUUCUGCCGAGUGGUGUUCUUUUGUCAGCCGGUGGAAGAGAUGGUAUUGUGAGGGCCUGGGACCGCAGACUUCAGCCAAUGGGCGUUCAGCUUAAGUUUCGCUAUUGUUCGGUCUUCGACGGGAGAGCUGCUCACGAACAAAAAAUGUUCCAAAGAAAAGAUAUCAGAACUGAAAUUUUCUCCAGAUGGAGUUUAUCUCGCUAUCGCCUCUCAUGAUAAUAACAUUUAUGUGUUCAAACUGCUGAAUGGAGGAAAAAGUAUCGAACUACUUGGCAAAUGCACCGGACAUACUAGUUUCGUCACUCACCUCGACUGGUCAGCGGACAGCACCCAGCUUCAAAGUACAUCCGGGGAUUACGAGUUGCUUUUCUGGGAUGCCUUGAAGUGUGAUCGUAUCACGUCGUCAGAGAGCAUGCGCAAUACUGACUGGAAAACUCAUAAUUGUAUUCUUGGGUAUCCUGUGGUUGGUAUUUGGCCGGCUGGUUCAGAUGGGACAGACAUCAAUGCCGUGGACAGGUCACACUCUAAGCGUCUCCUAGCAACGGCUGAUGACUUUGGUGACGUCAACCUAUUCAGUUAUCCUUGCUCUAACACCAAGGCCAAGCCCCACGUCGCUAAGGGACACAGCGCUCACGUGACCUGURUUCGUUUUCUACAUGAUGACUCUCGGUUGAUUUCAGUCGGUGGGCGUGACGCCAGYAUCAUGCAAUGGAAGAUCGUAUCGUGAAAAUAGAAUAAGUAUACYGUAUUGCAAAACCAAGUAUUGACCUUUGUACACUGGGUGAAAUGUUUUCCUGUUUCAGGCCAUGUGUUAUUCUCUUGAGCAUUAUUUCUUUCUUUAAUAGUAACACGUAAAGACGCAUAAAGGACUCAUAUGAGAAAACAUUAUACAACAGAUGAAAAGCAUUCCUAGUAAACAAAGAAAUAAUACUCAAGGGAAUGACACAUGGUCUGAAAUGGGAAAACAUUGCAU
Actinia tenebrosa (Australian red waratah sea anemone) is the source of this 2991-nucleotide messenger RNA. Its product is annotated as echinoderm microtubule-associated protein-like 2. The record is from RefSeq and is a predicted model, not a curated record. Gene Ontology annotation, cellular component: mitotic spindle. NCBI's taxonomy places the organism in Eukaryota, Metazoa, Cnidaria, Anthozoa, Actiniaria, Actiniidae. Gene Ontology annotation, molecular function: microtubule binding. Gene Ontology annotation, biological process: microtubule cytoskeleton organization.